GGGGCGGUUAGUUCCCGCGCCGGUGGCCUGGCGCCUCCCGCCCUCGGGAGGGGCGCGCCGGCCAGCAGACCCCCGCCCGCCCUCGCCGGCCGGCCGCCCCGGCGGAGAGGGCAGCGGUGAUGCCCUGGGGCCAGGACCGGCAGGCCGGGGGCCCGGGUCUUGCGGGCCGGUACCACCGUCCCGGGCCGGGGGAGCGGGAGGCUGGCGGGGGGAGGGGUCGAGGGGCUCCCGGACUUGCUGCAGCCCCUGAGCUCCGCGGCUGGGCUGAGGCACUUGCCGGGCAGCUGCUGCUCCCAGAGGACUCGCUGCCGGCCGAGAUGGGCAGCGGGAGGCUUUGGAGGCUGUGCCCAGGCUCUGAGCUGCCCUAGACCGCGGACUGGCUGGGCGUGGGUCACAGACAUGGCCCAGCCCCUGAACUUUGUCCUCAAUGUUCCCGAGACCCCAGAGGACCACGGCCAGGAGCCCAGCCCCUAUGAUGAGAGCGAGGUGCACGACUCCUUCCACCAGCUCAUCGAGGAGCAGAGCCGGUGGGUGGCGGAGGAGGGGCUGGAGCUGCAGCAGAGAGAGCCCGGGGCUGGGGCUGGAGCCUCGGAGACCUCAGGCACUGGCCACCAGGCCCUGCUGGGGCCCGAGGACGCCCUUGUCCACAGCACAGCCACACUCCGCAUCUUGGCCAGCAUGCCCAGUCGCACUAUUGGCCGCAGCCGCGGGGCCAUCCUCUCCCAGUACUACAACCGCACGGUGCGGCUUCGGCGCAGGGUCAGCCGGCCCGAGGUCAGGGGCGUGGGGCGCUCGGCCCGGCCCAGCCUCCGCCUCUACGACCUGGAGCUGGACCCCGCGGCCCUCGAGGAGGAGGAGAAGCGGUUUCUCCUGGUGAAGGAGCUGCAGGGCCUGACGGUGGCCCAGCAGGACCACAUGCUCCGGGGGAUGCCCUUGGGCCUGGCUGAGAAACGCUGCCUGCGAGAGGAGAGCCGGACCCUGACGGGGAAGCGGAGGGGCCGACAGGGCCGGCGGGGGCUCCCCCCCUGCUGUGGCCAGCUCCGAGAUGCCUGCGUCCUGGCCCUGCACAGCCUGGGGCUCUGGCUGCUCUCGGGCCUGCCCGCCCUGAUGCCGUGGCGCUACGCCCUGAAGCGCAUCGGAGGCCAGUUCGGCUCCAGCGUGCUGUCCUACUUCCUCUUCCUCAAGACCCUGCUGGCCUUCAACUUGCUCCUGCUGCUGCCGCUGCUGGCCUUCAUCGUGGGCGUGCAGGCGGCCUUCCCGCCGGCCUCCCCGGGCUCCGUCCCCACCUUUACGGGCCUGGAGCUGCUCACGGGCGGGGGCCGCUUCACCCACACCGUCAUGUACUACGGCUACUACAGUAACAGCACCCUGAACCAGCCGUGUGCGCCCCCGCUGGAUGGUGGUCAGUGCAGCCGCGAGGCCGACAGCCUGCCCUACAACAUGCCCUUGGCCUACCUCUUCACGGUGGGCGUAGCCUUUUUCAUCACCUGCAUCACCCUGGUGUACAGCAUGUCCCGCUCUUUCGGGGAGAGCUUCCGGGUGGGCAGUGCCUCGGGGGUUCAUGCCGUCACCGUUUUCUGCUCCUGGGACCACAAGGUGACUCAGAGACGGGCCUCCCGCCUCCAGCAUGACAGCAUCCGAACUCAUCUGAAGGAGCUGCUGGCGGACUGGCAGCUACGGCAGGGCUCCCGGAGCGCGUGCGGGCGGCUGCGGCAGGUGGCGGUGCUGGGGCUCGUGUGGCUGCUCUGUGUGGGGACCACGCUGGGCUGCACUGUGGCCGUCUACGCCUUCUCCGAGCUCAUGAUUAAGAGCCCCGCGUCCGCUGAGCAGGAGGGGGCGCUGCUGGCCCUGCCCGUGGUGGUCUGCCUCCUCAACCUGGGGGCCCCCUACCUGUACCGCGGCCUGGCCGCCCUGGAGCGGCACGAUUCCCCGGUGCUGGAGGUAUACGUGGCCAUCUGCAGGAACCUCAUCCUCAAGAUGGCCAUCUUGGGCAUUCUGUGCUACCACUGGCUGGGCCGCAGGGUGGGCGCCCUGAAGGACCAGUGCUGGGAGAACUUUGUGGGCCAGGAGCUCUAUCGGCUCAUGGUGCUGGAUUUCAUCUUCGUGCUGCUGGACACGCUGUUCGGGGAGCUGCUGUGGAGGCUCAUCUCUGAGAAGAAGCUUAAGAGGAGGGAGAAGCCGGAGUUCGACAUUGCCGGCAACGUUCUGGAGCUGAUUUACGGGCAGACCCUGACCUGGCUGGGGGUCCUCUUCGCCCCUCUGCUCCCUGCCGUCCAGCUCAGCAAGCUGCUGCUUGUCUUCCACCUCAAGAAGACCAGCCUGAUGGCCAACUGCCGGGCGCCCCGCAGACCCUGGCUGGCUUCCCACAUGAGCACCGUCUUCAUCUCGCUGCUCUGCUUCCCCUCCUUCCUGGGAGCCGCCGUCUUCCUCUGCUACGCGGUGUGGCAGGUGAAGCCCUCGAGCGUCUGCGGCCCCUUCCGCACCCUGGACACCAUGUACGAGGCCGGCAAGGUGUGGGUGCGCCGUCUGGAGAAGGCGGGCCCCCGGCUGUCCUGGGUGCCCUGGGUGCACCGGUACCUGGUGGAGAAUACCUUCCCCGUCUACUUGGUGUCGGCCCUGCUGCUGGCGGUGAUCUACCUUAAUGUCCAGGUGGUGAAGGGCCAGCGCCGGGUCAUCGCUCUCCUCAAGGAACAGAUCAGCAACGAGGGGGAAGACAAAAUCUUCUUGAUCAACAAACUUCACUCCGUCUACGAGAGGAAGGAGAGGAGGGUUGGUAGAGCCCAGGAGGCAGAGAGGCUCGAGGACGAUCCGGACACCUGGUAGGACAGCGACAGGCCUGGCAGCUCUGCGUCUGCUCACAGGUGCGGCCUGUGCCCAGGAUGCCGUUUCCACGGCCCCGUGGGCAUGGACGCCGACCUGGGACUCUGCAGCCCAUCAAGGCUGGAACUGGAGGGUGGGCGGUGGGGGGGGCACACCCAGUGGACCGUGUCCUGCUUGGGACUCUAUUUAUUCUGAUAAAACAUGUUUUGCAAAAUGAGCUUCUCCUGGGAUUCUGUGCUUGUAGCCGGGCCGGGCCUGCCAAGCGUGCCCACGCACCGCUGUGCCGUGUAGCCCUCGCCCUGUGGACAACCCGUAGGCGGAGGGUGUGGGCCCCUCACCCUGGUAGUUUCUUUCUGGCUGAAUGCUUCUCUUCUGUCUGCCCUCCACUGCCCUCCCAGGAGGGGUUGCGGGGCUGUCUGGCGGUAAGUGCAGGGUGCCCUCUGCUGGCUGAGCCCCGGAUGGCAGGGUGGGCCACGCCACAGCUUGACGGUUGCCCCUGACCAGCCUGUGCCCAGGGGACUCGCCCCUGUGCAGGUGUGCCGGGCGGACAGUGUCCAGGGUGAUGAGGCCACAGUGGCGAUGCUCAGUGGUUAUCAGGCCAUGGGGAUGUGGACGGCCACGCAGUUUCUAAUGAGCCAUGGGGAGAAGGCCCUGCCAGGGAGGGGGGCGGCCCGCACCCAGGCCUGGGGCAGCAGGGGGUCUGGCUGCCUGUGGCUGGUGGUGGGGAGACCCCAGAUCCUGCCAGGCUGAGUAUCCUGUGGGAUGCUGUGAACCUGAGAGUAUGGGAAGGCGGGGCUUGGCUGUCACAGCCGCAGCGUGCCACGUCUGCAGGAGCUGGGGCAGUGGCUCCAGGUGGGGAAGCAGAAUGAGAGCGCAGUCAUGGGCCCCACUGCUCCUCACCCCACAGGGGCAUCCAGAAGAGCAAAGCUCGGGCCUGGGCGAGGCCGUGGGGAGGGUCAGGGCAAACCCACAGUGGACAUACCCCCCAGCACUGGCCAUACCCCUGGCUGGGCCCAUCCUCACCCAAACUGUCCCCUUUCCGAGACGGUCUCACGGGGGUAGUCCUGUUUGGCAGACGGGCAGAGGCGGGUGCCAUGUGCUGUUGAGGCCCUGGAGGCUCACCGGGCAUCACCAAGACUUCUGUAGGUGGGGGACGGUGCCCUUGGUGGCCCCAACAGCUCAGGAUUCCUGGGCUGGUCAUGGCCAGUCCCCGACAGGGUGCUUUAGAGAUCUCUCCAAAGAGCUCGUGCUAACCCCGGGCGGCUGCUCUUGGCUGCGUCUCGGGGCACGAGCACCACGGGGUGAAGCCGGGUGGGAAGUCCGGAAGGUGUGAUGCUGGCCAAGGGCUUUCUGGGCCCUGACGCCCUUCCUGCGCCCCCCUCUGAAUGGUCACAGAUGUGCUGUUGGUCGGAGGGGGGCACUUACGGGUUGAGAUGGCCCUGCCAUCCGUGUUCCCUGCCUUGCAGCCCCUGUGAGUCGGGACAAGCUGCCUAUGACGAGUGAAAGGCUUGCCCUCUGCGCAUCCCGUCACUCACUCGAGCACGAACGCAGGUGCUGCUGUCGAGGAGUUCGGUGCGUGUGGAGUACGCACAACCGCGGACUCCGUUAUCCCCAGUGACCUGUGUGGGCCUCAUCCAAUCAGUUGAAAGACCUUAAUAGCAAAACCUAGGUUUUCUGAAGAAAUUCUGCCCGAGAUGCAGCCUCGCCCGCCCUGCCACCGCGUGAGCCGGCUCUCCCGGAGCCCGUCUGCCUCCCGGCCUGCGGUUCCCGACACCCGUGUGGCCUCGAGCUCUCCGGCCAGCGCAUUGCGCCGUGUUCCUCCUGCGACGGAGCGUGGGGAGCGGGCCCAGAUUCUGACUCGUUAGCGGAUGACCUUGGGCGGGUCCUGUGACCUUGGCCAGCCCAGCUCCUCUACGGUGCUGAGCACCACGCUAGGCUCAGAAGUUUUGCUUUAAAAAGAGAAAGGGGGCGCCGGGGUGGUGUGGUCGGUUGAGCGUCCGACUCCCGUUUUCAGCUCAGGUCAUGAUCUCGGGGCUGUAAGACGGAGCCCCCCAUCUGGCUCCACGCUUGGCGUCUGCUUCUCUCUCCCUCAUCUUCUCCCCCUGUUGCACACGCUCUGUCUCUGAAAUAAAUCUUUUAACAAAAAGAAAAGAAAAAGUGAGCUGUAACUGCCGAACGAGGCCAAGCGAACUCCUACGGCUCCUGCAGUGCCCGGGAGCGGACGCGGCUCCUUGUGGCCAGUGACAGCUACUCCGCGCCCCGCGCCUCGGCCCUGGCUGCUCCAUGGAACCCAGCAGGGGCCACCCCCAGGGAUUCUGCUUGCCUUGGUUUGGGAGGUGUCCUGGCACUGGGAUUUUUAAAAAUUUCCAGGUAAUUCUAACGCGCAGCGGGGCUGAGGACCACCCCACUCUGCUCUCUGCAGCAUCUGCCCCACGUCUACGAAGCCCAAGGCACGACUGCCCGCUUCGGGCGUGUCUGCAAGCGCGCUUCUGUCCUUCACAGCCGGCCCGUCAGGCCACAUCUCACACAAGGGGACCUGUCACCCGUGCUCUCGCUGAGGCGCGAUGCACAGAGCUGGCGGAGUCAUGAUGCCAUCGGGAUUCCGGUGUAGGUUUUCCUCGCUCCAUCCUGACCGCGCCGCCCCUGGGAAGAAGCUUCUUGAAAUGCCGGCCUCCAUUUCCGCUCCCGCCAGUGAGCAUGUGCUCAGGGCUCAGCUCUCGUCUUUGCCCCGCCGCCUCUUCUGGCCUCCGUGCUGUUCAGACAGCCCUCUCUCUGCCUCGCCUGCUAUGACCCGCUGAGCACCCUUGUCGUCUUUGCCACUCUCCCACGGAGUCAUCAGAACAAUUUCGUAAGAAGCGCAGCUCCAUACAUAUUGUUUCCUUGAUUCUAGACACCGAGCCUCCUUGGCUACCGAGCGGUCACGCCAGAUCUCGGUUUACCUUGUGUCACCCGCCGGUCCCCUGCUUUCCCCAGGGUGUCAAAAUGGAAUCCGGCCUCCUGGGCCCAGGGCUGCGCCACCCCCCGCAGGAAGCCUGGCGCGGCCUUCGGAUGUUCUCAAGGCCCUGACCUUGUCCUCCCGGGGAGCAGGCGCUCUCUCGCAGUAACUGCACACACAGGCACCUGCUGGGCGGAAUGCCCGGGCGCUUUCCCCACUGUUGACUCCCCUUCCUCCUUGCUUUUCGCUUCUCCCGACCAUGACCCUUUCCGCACUGUCCUUUGUGACUUUCCAAAGAGGCUGGGCAGAGCCAGGAGUUCACCACCUUGCCCCAGCACCCUGGUCCUACCCUCUUGAUAAGAUGCGGGAGAGUGGAGACAGAGACACUCGUUCUGCCGGUCUCUGAGCAAGGGGUCCCAGAGGACGUGGCUUGUCUCCCAGAGACUGUCUUUACAAUCCUGGUGAUCAGAAGCACUGACGCUCGCCGAGCUCAUCUGAAGUCACGGUGUUUGGAGUGGCCUGAGAGCCACCGCAGUCUGCUUUCCAGCUGCCACCCGAGAUGCCACACUGAGAAAGCCACUGCCUCGUGCAGUGCCGAGUUCUCUGCUUGUGCGAAAUGCUUUGUGAAAGCACCUUUCACGGGUUGUUUGAGGAUACUUGACAAGAAUAAAUGAAUAAAAUGUCCAGGAAACACAAAA
Messenger RNA from Ailuropoda melanoleuca (giant panda), 6453 nucleotides. It is a transcript of the gene TMC6, whose product is annotated as transmembrane channel like 6. The transcript has 21 exons. Gene Ontology annotation, cellular component: plasma membrane. The record is from RefSeq and is a predicted model, not a curated record. Gene Ontology annotation, molecular function: mechanosensitive monoatomic ion channel activity. Lineage: Eukaryota; Metazoa; Chordata; Mammalia; Carnivora; Ursidae. The coding region runs from base 400 to 2823 and encodes 807 amino acids.